Molecule: messenger RNA, 3972 nt
Organism: Neofelis nebulosa (Clouded leopard)
Lineage: Eukaryota; Metazoa; Chordata; Mammalia; Carnivora; Felidae
Gene: IFI44
Product: interferon induced protein 44
Exons: 8
Coding region: 1620-2921 (433 amino acids)
Source: RefSeq, a predicted model, not a curated record
AAAGUAACUUAUCUGCAUCAUAAGACUUGGAAUAUAUCAAAUGGACACUAUGUGUGGUUAGACAACCCCUUAAAAUAGCAACUUUUAUAUUUUUUCUGUACUUCUUUGCAUAUAAUUCUUCCCCUAUUUAUAGAAUCACUCACAUUGUCGUCCUGAGAAGAUCAUUUAAACCAAAGAGUGAAGAAAAAAAAAACCUGAAACAAUGUUUAGAUUUUCUUUAGUUUCCAUAGUAGACCCCUGAGAGUCCAGACCAUGAAAGGACCUGAACAUAGAAUUUAUGGAAUUCUAUGAAUUAAAAAGGUAAUAGAGGAAAAAAAUAGAGGGAAGUUUACUUUUCCCAUUUCCAUAGAAACUGCAAAAUAGCCCCCCUGCUGGGAAGUAAAGGGGAAGAGAAAUUUGGCAUAACUUUGGUAGAAAUAUGAAAGAGGAACAGAACUGGGGGGCCCACAGGAAGUGUGUGGUCACACCAACACAGGUCUCUGCAUGGGACCUAUGACACCUCUGAACUCAUGUGGGGGGCUGGUGUCUUCCAAAAGCUCAAGGAAGGGAGAGCUGGAAGUAACCAUUUCUUGAAGGUGCUGGUUCAUUCAAAUGACAUACUUUAUGGUCAAGGGCUACCUAAAUUAUUGGAUUAUUUGUAUGUGUAGGGGGGUGUGGGGAAGGUUUGAAACUGCCAAUUCUACAGGAUCUCUUAAAAGAAUAUGAGGCAAGUACAGACUACCAAAUGGUCUCUGCUACUAUCUCCACAUCUUGUUUCUUUAUUAUUAAGGAGCUAGGCCUUUCUAUUUCCAUUCCAUUGAUGAUACAGGCAACUUGUCAAUUACUCUAACAUUCCUGGCUUCCUUAAUGAACUGACAGCUGUUUGCCAGGCAAUGUGAGACAGUCCUGCUUCAGUCUGAGUUCUUGAGGCAGUCUGCAAAAUGACAAAGAGAGAACCUCCUGCUGUUUUAAGCCUGUUGGGGAGCAGUGGGACCUGACUGAGGAAGGUGUUCAGAUGGUGGUGACAUUGUCCUUAUACUUGCUGGUCUCCAAAAUCCUUAUGUCCUAUCCCAGUGUUCUCUGUUUGAGAUUGUUGCUCCUCUGUCACAGCUUAUCAGAAAUCGUCACUCUUUUUUGCUGCAACCUGUCUUACCACCAGUGGUAUAGAAAGCAGUGGGCCCUGAUGAAAAUAAGUUGAUUGUAGAGAAGUGGAUGAAUCUGGGGCAUGUGUCCUGGAGUCAGAUUAAACAGCAUGUGUGUGUGUGUGUGUUUGUGUAUGUGUGUGUGUAUUUCAACAUACAGAAACUGACUAAAUUUUUCUUUAAAAAAGUCCACUUAAAAAUCUGGCAAGCUGUUAGCUUUUCUUUUCUCUGACUUCAGUUCUUUGGCUCUCAUAUUUUUAUGUGACUUUACUUCACAAAUUUAAGCGGAUCAGCUUGUGCUCCCUGGAAGAAGGAAGCUGGCACUCUGCCGACUGGGCUGGGCCUUACUAAGUUUCAGUUUCCUUUUCUCUGAGUCACCGAAGCCUCCACAUUGCUGAAGAAUUUUUUGCUCCUAUCGUGUGUCUGCUUAGCUGUCCAGACAGAGCAGCUACGUUCCACUUCAGUCCUUGUACAGAUUCUACAAACAGAUCGAGAAGUAUGGCGGUGAGAACUCGUUUGACAUGGAUGCAAGAAAAGAAUCUGCAAACUUAUUUUGGAGGAAAACAGUUUACCCUUCUCUAUAAAGCUAGUGUUCAUGAAUUCUCUGCAUAUUAUUUGUUUAAGAGAUGCUGUGAUCAAGGGCCGAUUGUGGUGGUGAUUUAUAAGGAACACUAUGUUGUUGGGGCAUAUAUGAAAACAAGUUGCAAGAAAGAGGAGAAAAUUCCCAUCGUCCUUUUUGCUCUUGAAGAGAAUACAAUUUCAGAAUGCAAAAUAAGCUCAUAUGUACCAAUUGAAUUGUUUCAUGAUGGUAGUAGAGGAAGGAAUGACUUAGAAUUCCACAUAAAUAUGAGGAAACAAGUGAUGACUCUGAACUUAGAUACAAGUGAAAAACUUCGAUUACCUCAUAUGCAAGCUUCUCCCUUUCAGGAAUGUGAAGUUUUUCGAUGUGAAGAUUUGUUGGACAGAAGGACUCUGGAAGGAAUUAAUGAGCUCCACGAGAGCUUAUUGUCAGCCGUGAACACUUACAAACCACAUAAAAACCUCGUUCCCCAAGUGCGAAUUCUGCUUCUGGGUCCGACUAGAGCUGGGAAGUCUAGCUUUUUCAACUCAGUGAAGUCUGUUUUCCGAGGCCAUGUCACACACCAGGCUCUGGUGGGCUCUGAAGCGACUGGGGUAUCUGACACGUACAGGACAUAUUCCAUUAAGGAUACGGUGGAUGGCAACUUCCUGCCUUUUAUUCUGUGUGACACAAUGGGCCUGCAUGAGAGAGGAAAAGGGCUGUGUGUGGAUGACAUAGCCUACAUCUUGAAAGGCCACAUUUCUGACAGAUACCAGUUUAACUCCAUGAAACCAAUCAUACCAAGUCAUUGUAACUAUAUUCACUACCCGUUGCUGAAGGACAGAAUUCAUUGUGCGGCAUUUGUGCUUGAUGUCAACUCUGUUAAAUACAUCUCUCAUGAGAUGAUAGCAAAGAUCAAAGCAAUUCGAAGGCAAUUGAUAAAGUGUGGUAUGCCACAUGUGGUUUUGCUCACUCAUGUGGAUAGCAUGCAGCUGAUUACAAAAGGUGACCUUACAGACAUAUACAGAUGUAUUCCUGUGAAGCACAAGUUAGAGGCAGUCCACAAAAAACUUGGAUUUGCUCUUUCUGAUAUCUUGGUGGUUAGUAAUUAUACCUCAGAGUGGGAGUUGGACCCUAUAAAAGAUGUUUUGAUCCUCUCUGCGCUGAGACAUAUGCUGUGGAUUUCAGAUGACUUCUUAGAAGAUUUGACCGCUCGAGGAAACAAGGAUUUAGUGGUGUAAACACUUGAAGGUAUCAGCUGUAUGGCUACUCCCUGCUUGGAUCUAUUGGGUACCUGGCAGUUCAUUGUGUCUCUAUGGAUCACUGUCCUGUGAAUAGUCCUACUCUUUAACUCACUGGCCAGAUGUGUUUUUCUUUCCCCUCACUUUUCCUGAUUUCCCACCCUUAGGGUAUAUCCCACAGAUUUGUACUACUUCUCUUUCUCCUGUCUUAAGAUAGAAUCUUUGAAAUGAUGCACUUCUGUCAUUUGUACUGUUUGAACAUCCCAAGCUGUAUCCUUGCCCUCUUCUCUUGAAAUGUGUUUUUUGCUUGGGACCCUGAUAUGGAUUGGAUCAACAUUGUUUCUGAUCAGAUGUGAUCUUUGGUUAUAUGCCUCUUUUACUUUUUAAAUUUUUUAAUGUUUAUUUAUUUUUGAGAGAGCAUGAGUAGGGGAGGGGCAGAGAGUGAGGGGGGCAGAGGAUCUGAAGCAGGCUCUGCACUGACAGCAAUGAGACUGAUGCGGGGCUCAAACUCACAAACUCAUGAACCGUGAGAUCAUGACUUGAGCCAAAGUAAGCAACUGACCCACCCAGGCGUCCCUUGAUUACAUUCCUCUUUCUUGGUACCUACAUUUCUGCCUUUUUCGACUUGACUUUUUUGACAUGUCUCCCUCCUCAGAGUUUCUCUUAAUGCCAUGUACUCAGGAUGGUCUUAAUGCCCAUGGCAGAUGUAUGUGCUUUUCAGAUUUAUGACCUCAGAUUUUAGCAUUACAUGCAGUCUCUUUCAACCUCUAUCAACAAUAUGCUGCACUGUUUCAAUCAAAGAUCAGACAGAAAGAAGUUUCAAUCUAUACUCAAAUCUUAUUUUAGUUUGUGAGAAAUCAAAUUAGAAUAUAAUAUCCUCUUUAUUCUCUCUCACUUGCAAACUACUAAGACAUUCUCAUGCUACUACUAACUCCGCCAUCUUGUUUUCUCCAUUUCUUCUCUUCUUGAUGGGCACAUGCACUCCCAAAGGGGAGAUUGGAAUAUUCCUUUUCCUUCUGGUUGCUUUUCCUUAAAUAAACCAUUAAGAAUA